AAAACAUGUAAACGCCGCGUUUUCACCUUUAUUUGAUUAGAGCUUCAUCGCUUUCCUUCUUUCAAAGAUAAACUCGCCGUUUAAUCUUCAAAGUUUCUCUUCUGAUCUCUUCACAUUCCAUGAAGUUCAAUGGAUUCUUAAAAUCCGGUAACAACUGUUAUACACAUUAAACUCUGUAACGAUUCCGACCUCUUCGUUUCUUCGCCUUCAAAUCUAUAAAUAGUAGGGGGUGGUUGAAAGGUGGAUGAACAUUCGCAAUCACUUUCAGUAGAUCUGCCUAAUUAAUUGUUGCUCGUCUGACUGCUCCGUUUCUGGGACUCCAAAAACAUCAAAAAGCAUGGUGAAUCCAUGGCGUCACCCUACUUCUCCUUGAUUAGAAGAUGUUGUUGGGCAAAUUCCUUUUGUACAAGGUUCUGACCUCAAGUGAUGACACGAGUUGAGGUCCGCUUCGUCAUUGAACCGACCGUUGUGGUGUACCUGUCCUUAUGGGACGAAGCUGCGUCAAUGUUUAGGGGCCUCAUCAGCUCAGGUGAUAGAACCCAGUCUGUUAUGGUGGUGACAACUGUGAAUCCCAAAAUAUUUGGAGGUAACCUGUUACUCAACUCCACCCCAGCCACAAAAUUUUAUUUCGACACUAACUUUCCAGCCAUUGCUGAGUUCACAGCUAGCUUAGGAGAUCCAGUUGGAGAAGUUUUCCCUUGUAUCGAUACCAAGGAAGGGAUAAGGAAAAAGGAACAUGUCUCCAUUGGUGAUCUAAACAAAUUCUUCACCAACUCUGAUGAGCAGGUUGAAAGUGAAAAGGAUGACACAAAUCCAGACGGAGUUAAGGACAAAGAUGUUCGCCACAUACGCACCCUGGGUUCUUCCAAGCUAGUCGACAACGUCCGAGUCAAUGGCUGCAUGGAAUAAUAGCAACACAUUCAUCAAAGUAGGUUAUGUACCGAUAACUUUUACUAAUCAGAGUGGGCCUAGAUGAAUUUAUAAGAUUGCAAUGUAUCUUAUGUGUUUAACCAGGUUUUAUUUUUAAUCGGAUCAUAACCAUAAUUUUAAAACACCUUUCUACAAAUACAGGGUGAUAUAAGUUGAUCUUUUAUUUGGCUGAUCGAAUAAAGUGAACAUGGAAACAGAGAAAAAACCAAGCUUGAUAGAAAACAGGAGGGUCUGUGAUUUUGCCUAACUUGAGCAGCUAAGCCUUGCGUGCCUUCUUGAGUGCAUAAGCUGUAUGGUCUCGGGAAAUCUCUGGCAUUUUGACUGUUAAUUCCCCAGAUUGUCAAUUUAUCCUCCUGUAAAAAUCGAUCCAGCAAUCAUUUUUUCUUGCCACUUAUUGAUUAUCCGAGAAAGAAAAAAGCUUACAUUUUGUCAGGCUUUCUCUGCAUUGCGUCAUGCUCAAUUCAGCACGAAUCCGGAAAGGAAACACCUUGAUCUUGGUACACAUUUUUCUGAGCAGGGUUUUGAUCAAUAACGCUAACCGUUAUUGCAAACAGAUUAUUGGCUGGGAUCCAUCUGACUGUAACAUGAUCAACAUCAGGUUGUACCUACAUAAUGAAUCAAGAAAAGAAAUUAUCUUUGUGAGUGAGGAAGAGGGAAACUAAAAGUGGCAAGAUACACCCUUUGUUGAGCCGAACAGGCAUACCUUGCUUCCCUAGUAACGAUUCCAUCUCAUGUGUAAACUGUUCUAGAAGACCUCUCUUCAGUUCAACCUGGUCAAUCAAUUGUAUUUGUAACAAAACAGUGUUAAUCAGUAAUGAAGAUUAACACAGUCAAGCUUGUUUGUUUAUUAAGCUGGCAAUAGAUUUUGUCAGAAACCU
Molecule: messenger RNA, 1808 nt
Organism: Brassica napus (rape)
Lineage: Eukaryota; Viridiplantae; Streptophyta; Magnoliopsida; Brassicales; Brassicaceae
Exons: 7
Coding region: 427-909 (160 amino acids)
Source: RefSeq, a predicted model, not a curated record